AUGGAGAAUUACCAGAAAAUCGAAAAGAUUGGUGAGGGCACGUACGGUGUUGUAUACAAGGCCCGGGACAUGACGCCCGGAGCCAACGGACGUAUUGUUGCACUGAAAAAGAUCCGUCUGGAGGCCGAGGAUGAAGGCGUGCCUUCUACUGCGAUCCGCGAAAUUAGCCUGCUCAAGGAGCUUAAGGAUGAUAAUAUUGUGCGCCUCUUGGAGAUCAUUCAUCAGGAGGCCAGGCUGUACCUUGUGUUUGAAUUUUUGGACAUGGAUCUGAAGAAGUACAUGGACAAUGUAUCGAACCAGCCCGAGGGUCUCGGGCCGGACAUGGUCAUGAAAUUCACAUACCAGCUUGUGCGUGGGAUCUAUUUCUGUCACGCACACCGCAUUUUGCACCGUGACUUGAAGCCACAGAACUUGUUGAUCGACAAGGAAGGAAACUUGAAGCUGGCCGACUUUGGUCUUGCGCGCGCAUUUGGUAUUCCUCUGCGUACAUACACACACGAAGUCGUCACGCUCUGGUACCGCGCUCCGGAAGUUUUGCUUGGCUCGCGCCACUACAACACAGCGAUCGACAUGUGGUCCGUCGGCUGCAUCUUUGCAGAGAUGGCGAUGCGCACGCCACUUUUCCCAGGCGACUCGGAAAUUGAUGAAAUUUUCCGUAUUUUCCGCACUUUGGGCACGCCCAACGACGAGACAUGGCCGGGGGUAAAGUCGCUUCCGGACUACAAGAAGUCUUUCCCGCAAUGGAGUGGCGUGCCGCUCAAGAAAGCGGUGCCUGCUUUGGACGAGGAUGGGCUUGAUUUGCUGCGUAUGAUGCUGAUCUAUGACCCUUCGGGCCGGAUAAGCGCCAAACGCUCGCUCCACCACCCAUACUUUGCGAGUGUCACUGCACACUGA
Malassezia vespertilionis is the source of this 894-nucleotide messenger RNA. RefSeq names its product cyclin-dependent kinase. The transcript is spliced from 3 exons. NCBI's taxonomy places the organism in Eukaryota, Fungi, Basidiomycota, Malasseziomycetes, Malasseziales, Malasseziaceae. The record is from RefSeq and is a predicted model, not a curated record. Gene Ontology annotation, biological process: signal transduction; regulation of gene expression; regulation of G2/M transition of mitotic cell cycle. Gene Ontology annotation, molecular function: cyclin-dependent protein serine/threonine kinase activity; ATP binding; cyclin binding. Gene Ontology annotation, cellular component: cytoplasm; nucleus; cyclin-dependent protein kinase holoenzyme complex. Bases 1 to 894 code for a protein of 297 amino acids.